Messenger RNA from Aspergillus homomorphus CBS 101889, 780 nucleotides. Its product is annotated as snoRNA-binding rRNA-processing protein IMP3. The transcript is spliced from 2 exons. The record is from RefSeq and is a predicted model, not a curated record. Gene Ontology annotation, molecular function: structural constituent of ribosome; snoRNA binding; rRNA binding. Lineage: Eukaryota; Fungi; Ascomycota; Eurotiomycetes; Eurotiales; Aspergillaceae. Bases 138 to 701 code for a protein of 187 amino acids. Gene Ontology annotation, biological process: rRNA processing. Gene Ontology annotation, cellular component: small-subunit processome; small ribosomal subunit; Mpp10 complex.
AAAGAACCCUAUCAACACGACCACGACUACACCCCAUACCAAACACAUACACACCUUCAUUCUCCCUUACACGAAUCCCGACUGAAUCUGCACCCUACCACCCACCCAUCGAACCGCACACCCACCGAACAGCAAAAAUGGUCCGCGCGCUCAAGCACCACGAAAAAAAACUCCUGCGGAAGGUCGACUUCCACACGUACAAGACAGACAACAACCACCGGGAGUCGACGAUCCGCACGCGCUACCACCUACAGGACCCGCUUGACUACCGCAAGUACAACAACCUGUGCGGCUCGCUGCGGCAGCUGGCGCACAAGCUGGCGGAGCUGGACCCCGCGGACCCCGUGCGCCGCAAGCUCGAGGCCGACAUGCUGGACAAGCUGUGGCGCAUGGGCAUCCUGAAGCAGAGCCGCGAGCAGGGCGCCGGCUUGUCGCGCGUCGAGCGCGAGGUCACCGUCUCGGCGUUCUGUCGGCGGCGGUUGGGGGUGUUUAUGGCGCGGAGUGGGAUGGUGGAGAAUGUUGUUGCUGCAUGCACAUUCAUUGAACAAGGGCACGUCCGCGUCGGCACCGAAGUCGUCACCGACCCCGCAUACCUCAUCACCCGCAACAUGGAGGACUUCGUGACCUGGGUGGACAGCAGCAAGAUCAAGAGGACGAUCAUGAACUACCGGAACAAGAUGGAUGACUUUGAUUUGUUGUGAUACCCGCGUGCGAUCAUGGUGUUUGGCGUUAAUUUCUACAAAAACUGAUUGAUUGGGAGGUCAGUGCAUAUAAAGUUCG